AUGGAAGAAUAUACAGAUUCAGGAGAAGAUAAAAAUGUAUAUAGUGAUGAUGAUAAUGAUUAUUUUACGGCAUCAACACAAAAUAAUAGAACCUCAAAGAAUACUGAUUCCUCUCCUUUGGAUCCAAAAAGAUUAGCAGAAGAAAUGUCAAAAAUUCAACCAAAACAUGAAAAAGAGAAAAAAAAAUUAUUUGAAUCAUAUUAUAAGACAAGAGAAAAUGAAGAAAAUGGUGCUGAUAAUCAUUGUUUUAAAUUUAAUAAAAUAUAUACAGAUUUAAAAUUUGAUUAUAGUGUAUUGGUAUCGGGUUUUGGUAGUAAAAUUCAAUUAAUUGAAACCUUUGUAAAAGAAUUUUGUACUGAUGGUCCUUCACUUCAUUUUAAAGGUUAUUUACCAAAUUUAAGUGUUAGAGAUUUAUUAUAUAAAAUUACUUUUUCAUUAUUUGGUAUUGACAAAAAGAUAGCAUCACCAAUUGCACAUUGUAAUUUUAUAAAGAGUAUAUUUGAAAGUGGUAGUAUGGAUAUUAAUAAAAUGAGACAAACAUUUGGUGGUAGAUUUGAUUAUGGAAUACCUGAUCAUGUUUAUGUUGUAAUUCAUAAUAUUGAUGGAUAUUCAUUAAGAAAUGAAACUAGUCAAUUAACAUUAGCAUUAUUAGCAACUAUACCUCAAGUACAUAUGAUUGCAACAAUAGAUGCAAUAGGUGCACAAUUAUUAUGGGAUAAUAGAAUGUUAUCAAAUUUCAAUUGGACAACUUAUUCAAUGCCAACUUAUCAACCAUAUGAUUUAGAAUUAUCUUAUGAUACAAACACCAAAGGUGGUGGUGGUGGCGGUGGUAUUGGUAGUAAAUCUUCAAGUGGUACCAAUAAGAAUUUACAACCAUCAACAAUUUUAACCGUUUUGAAAAGUUUAACUGAAAUUUCAACAGAUAUAUUCAAAGAAUUAUUAACUUAUCUAAUUAAGAAAAAGAAAAAUAAAAUGGAAUUUAAAAUACUUUUUGAUAUUUGUAGAGACGCAUUUUUAGUUAGUUCUGAAUCUGGUUUAAAAACUCAACUUCGAGAAUUUAUUGAUCAUAAAAUUAUUAUUCAAAAAGAAAUUGGUGAUACAACUUUUUUAAUUAUUCCAAUUGAAACUUCUGUUAUGGAAAUUAUUUUAUCACAAUUAGAAAAUUCAAUAUCAUAA
Messenger RNA from Dictyostelium discoideum AX4, 1176 nucleotides. RefSeq names its product origin recognition complex subunit 2 (gene orcB). Lineage: Eukaryota; Evosea; Eumycetozoa; Dictyosteliales; Dictyosteliaceae. The record is from RefSeq and is a predicted model, not a curated record. Gene Ontology annotation, biological process: DNA replication. Gene Ontology annotation, cellular component: nucleus; origin recognition complex. The transcript has 3 exons. Bases 1 to 1176 code for a protein of 391 amino acids.